AUGGGGGACUACUGCAUACCUACCGAUGCAACACAGGUUUCUAUGGGUUUCGUCCCAGCAAAUCCAGUAAAUUUUAACGUCAAAUAUUAUGUUCUUUCAGAUAUUAGAGAAAAGAAAUUUGAUGGGAAUGCAACAUGUGACCCAUGGGAACAUCUAGCACGGUUCAAUGAGACAACAUUGUUGUGUCGACCAAAAGAGAGAAAGGCUGAAAUUACACACUUCAAGGUGCAAGAAACUGAAUCUCUAUAUGAUUCUUGGGAUAAGUUUAAAUUAUUGUUACAAAAAUGUCCUAAUAACAAUAUGAGAAACAUUGAACAAAUUCAGAGUUUUGUCAAAGGUGUACAAACUCAAGCACGAAUGCUUUUAGAUGCAUCUACCGAAGGUAUAAUCAGGACACUAAUUGAACCGCAGGAAGAGAUUCCUAUUGAGGUGGAACAUGUCGAUGCUGAAUUGCGUAUCCCAUAUCAAGUUAAAGAAGAAGCACAAGAUGCUGAAGAUACUGAGGAAACUAUAGAUGACUACCUAUUGACAAGAGAUAGGCUGAGAAGAGUCAUCAGGCCACCUCAAAGACUUGGGUAUGCAGAUCUCAUAGCGUAUGCCUUAAUCUCUGCAAGUGAUGUUCUAGAUGAAGAACCUAGAGACUAUAAGGAAGUUAUGAGGAGUCGAAAUAAGACUGAAUUGCUGAAGGCCAUGGAUGAUGAGAUGAAGUCUCUUCAUGAUAACCACACUUGGGAACUGAUCAAGAAACCUGUUAGAGCCAAGUUAGUCAGCUCAAGCAACAAUGUCGAGGAUGUAAUGAAGGUGAAGGUUGAACUCAAUAAGGAGUUUGAUAUGAAGGAUCUGGGAGCUGCAUCCAGGAUUCUUUGGAUUGACAUCCGAAGAGACAAAAAGCAAUCACAACUAUGCUUAUCUCAAGAUACAUACCUACAGAAGAUUCUCGAAAAAUUUGGUAUGUUGAAUUCAAAGCCUGUUAUGAAUCCAACAAACCCUCAAUUCAAGCUGAGUACACAUCAGUGUCCCAAUACUGAGGUUGAAAGAGCUUAUAUGAAUAGCAUCCCAUAUACUAACAUAAUGGGUUCUUUGAUGUAUGUUAUGGUAUGCAUUAGACCCGACAUAACACAUGCAAUAAGUCUUGUAAGCAGAAAAUCUAUUUCUGGAUAUGUGCUCACUAUGUUUGGCACACCAAUCAGUUGGAAACCAACAGUUCAAAAGGUUAUUUCCUUAUCAACCACUGAAGUGGAAUAUAUCACUCUCACUGAAGUUGUGAAAGAAGCAUUGUGA
Messenger RNA from Lathyrus oleraceus (garden pea), 1281 nucleotides. RefSeq lists its product as uncharacterized. The record is from RefSeq and is a predicted model, not a curated record. Lineage: Eukaryota; Viridiplantae; Streptophyta; Magnoliopsida; Fabales; Fabaceae. Bases 1 to 1281 code for a protein of 426 amino acids. The transcript is spliced from 5 exons.